GUGAUCUGAUUUUUUCGUCUCCGCGCUGAAAGAAAAGUUCAGCUCCUGCAGAAGCAGCUCACUCUCUCCUUUCCUUUAACAUUUCAACAGUGACCGUGCAGCUCAUGUAGUGAACAUGUAGAGAUGGAUUUUAUGAAGCUGUUUGCCACCGUCGUCUUCGUUUUGUUCCAGCCUGGAUCCGCUUCUAAAAUAAAUGGCCAAAUGAUCUGCCGGCGUGGGACAGAGCGACCGUGCUACAAGGUGUCCAACAUUCAGGACAGCAGACGUAGAGUGACCUUCGAAGAUGCCAGGCAGACCUGCAGGUCCGACGGGGGCGAGUUGCUCAGCAUUGAAACAGAGAGUGAGCAGCGACUGGUAGAGAGGUUCAUACAACAGCUGCAGGCCGGAGAUGGAGACUUCUGGAUCGUUCUCCGCCAAAGGCCACAGCGCUACAGGGCAGGGGCCACAAUUCCAAGUUGUCCCUCGCAGUACUAUUGGCUGGAAGGAAGCAAGGCCAAGUUCAGGAACUGGCACUGGGAUGAGCCAUCGUGUCGUGGUGAAAUGUGCGUGGUUCUGUACGAUCAGUCAUCUGCUCCGCCUGACGGAGAUGGUCGUUUCCUGUUCCACUGGAGUGACGUCAACUGCUACUCUAAGAACAACGUUGUCUGCAAAUACCCAGAAGAAAAAGUACCAGUAUUUACUGAUGAAAGGAACAUGACACAUGCAGUUCCAUCCCUGAGGCCAAAACUAUUCUCUACUACAGAAAGUGACGACAGGACAAAAAUAGUUCUGCCUGAGUCAUCAGUGUCUCUCUCAGACAACACCCUGUAUGUUUCCUACAUCCUUUAUGCAACUGUUCCUGCUGUCCUGCUGCUGCUGUUUGCAGCUGCUGGCUUCUUCUGUUACAGAAAGCACGCAAAGAGGAGGAAGACAGAAACAGAGAGCUACCCCAACAGAUCACAACCAUGGAAGUCAACCACAGCUUCACUUUGUCCCGUACAAGGACCUUACGCCUUCAGUGACAUUACCAAACUGCCUCACACCAACCUAGACGCCAGUGCGACUACAGACAUCAUGACAAAGUACUCCUGCGGUCCCUCCCCAGACUCCCAGUGUGACGAUUAUGAGAAUGUGUCAUGCACGUACAAGGCGAGCGGCUUUGUGACCAACGACAUAUAUGAGACCUGCAAAGCUCAGAGUCGGCGCGGCAACGGUCAGGCUGGUUGGGUGGAAAAUGAGAUCUACGGAUAAUGCUGUCGAUGUCUAUCUGGUCUCUCCCAAGUGUCUGUCAACCCUGCUGCAGCUAGAGAAAAUGACCCAGUCAGAGAGAAAAACACAAUGUUCUCCAUACCUGUUUCCUCCCGUGCACCAUACUGGUUCCUUGUGUGGCGUAGGGUUACCAAACAGGUGGCUGUGUCAGCCUAGUUAUUUGAGGAUAGAUCUGCUUCCUGUGUGUAUCUGCAGCGCUCCCUCGUUGGCAUCAAGCAUUCUAGUCCCAUUACUCAUUAAUGCAGGGUUUCCCAAAGUUUGGUUAACUGUGACUCUGCAGUAUAUUUAGACCCAGAACUUCCCAGAACCAGAGAGUUCUUACGCUUACGAUUGUCAAACAUAUUGUGAAUUUGACCAUGUGAAAAUAAUAAGAUAGAUUUAAAAUCCCUUUAAUCCCUUUAAUUAUUUAAGAAGACAAGCCUCCGGCUAUGAUAUCAGCUUUGUGACGGUGAAUCUGUGCACAGCUGUGUUUUGAUAGAACAACCCGCUGAUAUUUAACUUGUUUAAUGUUUACCAAGUUCACCAUCUUAGCUUGGGGUGUUGUCAUGCUAACAUUUGAUAAUUAACAUUAAAACCUUAAUAUAGUUGAGGCCAAUGGGAAUGUUAUUAGUCUUCCAGGUAUAUUUAGUUAUAAACCAAAGCAGAGGGAAAGUAUAUAUAUACUGUACUGGGGGAUGCGUAACACAUUUCAUAGCAGUCCAUCCAAUCAUUGCUGAGACACACAUGGUGUUGUGUGGAUACAGAGACCCGAUGGGUCUUGUUUGGUUCAGACAAAUUUUUCUAAAUUACAUUUGGGCUCAGGGGGUAGAUUUCUUUCUUUUUUUUACACUGUACAUAUCUGUAAUAGGGGGAAACAAGCAAUAACCAUGUGUUUCAGGGCAGCUUACAUCAACUGCUUCAGAGUCAGGUUAGGAUUGGACACAUAAAAAAAGGAUCCCUGUACAGUUCAGGUCGGGUUCUGUUAGUUUUCUUAUUAGCUUGGAUGGUGUUUGGACAAAAAGAUGAGACUUGAACUGUUCUUCAUUGUGAUGUAGCUAUGUCACUAAGAUCCAUCGUCUAGACUCUGUGAAUGUCUAACAUUGUAAACCAACCCGUGUAUAAUCGUUGAGCUAUUUUAGAGGAAAAGUGGAAAAAAAAUUUAGCUGUUGGAAGCAAUAUAGAGGAAAAUGAGACUGAAGUCAUAGCAUUCAUCAUCUUGGAACCAUGGAAAUCCAUCUAGAUGUGGGUAAACAAUUUAAUUUUAGAGCAGCCAGGUGGACAGAUUCAAAUAGAUAAUUUAUUCAAACUUCAUAUAAUAUAUAGAAUUAUUAAAUAUCCCUCAAACAGGAAAACUGAUGCUAAUAUUUGUUUAUUCCAUUUGAAUUGAACCAAGAUCUUUCCUUUGUCCAGUUUUAACCAUCAUCUCUGACAAAAAGAGGCAAGGAGGGAUUAUUGAACUCAAAUAAUCAUGCAUGAGUCAGAUCGGUUUAGCGGUGCAGCAAGUGCUGCUAUAUACGGCGUGGUGGAUUACACAUGUAACCCUGGGAAUAACUGCAUGUUUUGAGCCCUCACGCAGGGUUACUCAUCAUGUAAACAAUCCUAAAUUAAACUACUCCACCAUAUUUCCAAUAACUUCACUAGAUGUUAUUGUAAGAGGCACUAGGACAGAAAGAUUGUGUCAGCUCUCCACUGAUGCACUCGUCCUAUUAAGGGACUAUUCUGACCUUUUCUUUAAACCUGAAGAGCAGUGUUUGUGUGUGAGCCCCGAUUUAAGGCUUCCUGUUUGGACUGUGAUGUCAGGCAACAGGACAGUGCAUGUGGAAACACUGAUGACAGAACUCUGCUGACCCCAGUAAACCUCAAACCUGCCCCCCCCCCACCACCACCACCACCCCACUUGACUGUGCGAGAAAAGCUGAACCACUGAUUUGACAUAGACACUAUUGACUGAGUGACCACUUUAGAUCACGUCAUGGAUUUCUUCAUCAUUGUUUGCCUCUGAAAGAACGUACCUGUUAUGAACAUAAAGAUAUCCUGGUUGUGUCUCAGUGUGCGCUGACUGUGCACUGAGUGGGCUGUUGGGUCGGUGUCUUGGAAAGAUAUAGUAAGCCCAGUAAGGAGAGGCUGAGUGUGUUCUUGGAGAAUGUUAGACAGGAAAUGCCAAAAGCACAUCUGGAACUCCUACAUGCAGGAAGUCUAUGCGUGACAGCAGAGGCCUUUGGGGCACUGCUCGGCUUUGCCUGCUUAGCAAUCCACGGUUCUGUGUUAGACCUGUCACCACAGGGGCUCCAGAGAACGACCACAUCUCGGAACAUGACAUGAUUGUUGGGUGUGAAAUAAAGUUGGGUUGCACAAUAUUGUGGUUGCAUUCCUUGUUGAAUAGCAGUACGGGAAUACUCAAGUGUCAUGUGUGUUUAGUGGAGUGACGUCAGAUGUGUGUGAAUGCUGUCUAAGUAUUACCAGUACUGCGCUGAGAAAAUGUAAAAAGGAAAUGGUAAACAUCAGAAACCAAUGCUUGAGGUUUGGCAGAGACAACUUUUUGGGGCUAGGGGGUCAGGUCAGGGUCACAUCUUAUCACACAUGUUGAUUAUAGGUUCAUGUCAGGGAACAAAGAUAAACAGGGAAACAGACCCUCCAAGAAACAGAGCCUUUGGAAUCCAACACUAGUUUAAAAAGAAAUGUGGGGCCUUCCGUCAAUUUUCAAUUUCUGCCAACAGGUGGUGCUGGUGUGCAGCUGGACAAGUCUUUGUUGCUGAUAAAACGUCUGUUCUCACAUGAGGGCCUGCAGGUUACAU
This is a messenger RNA of Paralichthys olivaceus (Japanese flounder), 4022 nucleotides long. It is a transcript of the gene laynb, whose product is annotated as layilin b. Gene Ontology annotation, molecular function: hyaluronic acid binding. NCBI's taxonomy places the organism in Eukaryota, Metazoa, Chordata, Actinopteri, Pleuronectiformes, Paralichthyidae. The record is from RefSeq and is a predicted model, not a curated record.